Messenger RNA from Pseudozyma hubeiensis SY62, 1011 nucleotides. RefSeq lists its product as hypothetical. The coding region runs from base 1 to 1011 and encodes 336 amino acids. Gene Ontology annotation, cellular component: tRNA methyltransferase complex. Gene Ontology annotation, molecular function: tRNA (guanine(46)-N7)-methyltransferase activity. The record is from RefSeq and is a predicted model, not a curated record. The transcript has a single exon. Lineage: Eukaryota; Fungi; Basidiomycota; Ustilaginomycetes; Ustilaginales; Ustilaginaceae. Gene Ontology annotation, biological process: tRNA methylation; RNA (guanine-N7)-methylation.
AUGGCAAAACGCAAACGCAACGCACUCGCCCACGCCGUCGAUCCAUCCCACACCAACGCCAAAUCCGAACACGACCGCAUCGCUCUCCUCCAAUCCAAAUCUCACAUCAACCACAUCUCCGGCGGCAAGAUCAUCAUCCCUCAGAAACGAUGGUAUCGGCAACGUGCACACGCAAACCCUUUCUCGGAUCAUUCUCUGCAGUACCCCUCCAGACCGGAGGAGAUGAACUGGGGGACGAUCUUCCCACACUUCUACGAUAGAGAUGGGGAGAGGAAGUCAGGGGAGGGGGUGGAAUUUGCCGACGUGGGGUGUGGAUUUGGAGGAUUGUUGAUGCAGUUGGCGCCAUUGUUCCCGGAAAAGUUGAUGUUGGGGUUGGAGAUCAGGGUUCAUGUGACGCAGUACGUUCACGAUAAGAUCGUCGCACUGCGACUUGCAGCAGAGCGAGGACGAUUGGAACAGCCUUCUUCAACGGAGCCCGCCGAACCAUCGACAUCGACAGACACCCCAACAGCAGUAGAAGACGAGGAAGAUAUCGACGAACUCACCGCCAACGCUCAACUCGUCUCCUCGGCCCACCUCACACCGGGCUCCUACUCCAACGUAGGUGUCCUCCGCGCCAACGGAAUGAAGUUCCUCCCCAACUUCUUCCACAAACACCAACUCUCCAAGCUCUUCUUCCUCUUCCCCGAUCCCCACUUCAAGUCGCGCAAACACAAGGCCAGAAUCAUCUCCCCCACCCUCCUCGCCGAAUACGCCUACGUCCUCCGACCCGGUGGCAUAGUCUACAUCAUCACAGACGUCAAAGAGCUCUACGAUUGGAUGGACAAACAUCUCGGUGAACAUCCCUUGUUCAAGAGGCUCGUGAAGGACGAAGGCGUCUUGAAGGGGGAUCCUUGUGUAGAGGCGGUGUAUACGGCAACGGAGGAAGGGAAAAAGGUCGAGAGGAAUAGAGGCGAUAAGUGGUUCAGCGCUUUUGAGAGGUUGCCGGAUCCGAUAGAGGAGGACGAGUAA